CAAACAAAGCCAAUGUGUCCACCGAGAGGACUCGGAUUUAGUGUCUCCAGGUUCGUGACCGGGGCGUGUGUAGUCUGUUAGUUUCGACGAAAGUGCGGGCUUGUUGCGAUUGGAUGGGAUGGUUACAGUCAAAGCAGUGGACGGAGAAGGAUCAAAAAUAGGCUGUCGCUGAGAUUUCGCUACGCAUUCGAGGAAGUGCACACACUUCAGGAGCCACUUUCUGUUGAUUUUAUUCAAUUACUUGUUUUAGUGGUGCAUAUGGGCAGGUCUCGCUCCGGGAAUUCCACUUAUCUUGAUCAAAUUUUGUUGUCAACGUUGCUCUCUCUGUUCGGUGGCUGCGUUCCGGACCAGUAUGCUGUUUGUUUUCUCAUUCUGAAACAAAGAACAGGCUGAAACAUAUUGGAGUCUCCUUCGUACACACGUCGUAAUCUCUCAUGCCCUCGCUCUCUCCCCCUCUCUCUCUCUCUCCAGCUCCCCGUCAAUUGCGAUCUCUAUCUUGUUGCAGUAUUCGAACGGGUAUUUAAAUGGCUUCGAUUUUUGCCGGAAGAACCCGGUGUGGGUUGUGGUUGUUAUAGCUUCUUCUUCGUAAACUAUUUUUGUUUUCAAAGGAUGCCCGAGUUAUUCUUUUUCCGUUUCAGAAGCAAAUACUUGCACAAGGAUUGCAGCUCGUCGGUGACAAGGAAGACCGGGCGAGCUCGUUGGCACGAUGGAAACGGAUACAGUUCCCGAUUUGAAGAUCGGCAAACUGUUUAGGUGCCAUUUGACGGACUGGUUUGCCAUCGUCGGCCUACUUGCUCUCUGGGGUGCUUGCCAAGUAAUUACUCCCUUCCAACGGUAUGUCGGCGCUGCUAAUUUUACUACAGCGAGCAUCAUGUACCCUUACAAGUCGAACACAAUUCCAUUUCAGUCUGUGCCGGCUAUCGCUCUACUAGUCCCAUUGUUUUUCAUUUUCGUCCAUUUCUUUCACCGAAGAAGCGUCCGCGACUUGCAUCAUGCGUUUCUGGGUCUUCUAACGACAGUUGCCCUAACUGCUCUCGUUACUGACGCGAUCAAGAUUGGUAUUGGGCGGCCCCGCCCUCACUUCUACGCCCGUUGCUUCGGGAGUACUACUGCCAUAGCUCAAUAUGAUAAUAUUGGGAACGUCAUCUGCAGAACACCUCCAGCACUCAUGAAAGAAGCAUACAAGAGCUUCCCUAGUGGUCACACUUCAUGGUCUUUCGCAGGUUUGGGGUACUUGUCGAUGUAUUUGGCUGGCAAGCUCGGCGUAUUCGACCACGGAGGUCACUCUUGGAAGCUUUUUCCCGUGGUUCUGCCAGUCCUCGGUGCUACCUUUGUCGCCAUCACCCGGGUUGACGACUACUGGCAUCAUUGGACUGAUGUUUGCACUGGUGCCGCUAUCGGGCUUCUUUCAGCGUAUUUCUGCUACCGCCAACACUUCCCCAGUUUAUUUGAUGAUGCCCCUAGCAUUCCUUAUGCGCAUAGGCCGCGCGCAGUGUCAAGCCAAUCUUCUAGCCAAACAAAUGCACGCCAGUCUCAGGCAUUGGACCGAGAUUCAUCCAAAGAGAUGACAAAUGAUCUAGAGCGAGGUUCAUCACAGAUUCCUAUGUUGUAAAAGGAAAGCUCCAGCAACGUCUCUUAGAGAUCGUUGUGAGUUGAGUAUGUUGUAGCGGUCUGUGUAGUGCACGGUUCUUAGCCGUUAAAGCAUCUGCUGAGUCGAACCUGGAUUUCGCGCUUGCAAACCCAAGGUAGGAGGAGCAUAUAUCUUAAGGCCAACUUUGGAGCAAAGCCUAAGCAUGGAGAUCUUUUUCUCUUCGACCGUCUCUGCCAGUUAGCCGAGUGGAGGUCAUUACUCAAAGCAUACCAUUGAAGUCCACGAUAUGUUCGGCACAUUACACACGUACUAUGUCUGUAAACUUAUUUGUAAUUUGGUAAACUUACUGCAUUCACUGUGCAACUUCGCUAGA
Physcomitrium patens is the source of this 1964-nucleotide messenger RNA. Its product is annotated as lipid phosphate phosphatase 1. Gene Ontology annotation, biological process: phospholipid dephosphorylation; phospholipid metabolic process. Gene Ontology annotation, cellular component: membrane. Lineage: Eukaryota; Viridiplantae; Streptophyta; Bryopsida; Funariales; Funariaceae. The record is from RefSeq and is a predicted model, not a curated record. Gene Ontology annotation, molecular function: phosphatidate phosphatase activity.